This is a messenger RNA of Blumeria graminis f. sp. triticale, 663 nucleotides long. The record is from the annotation of a GenBank genome assembly. NCBI's taxonomy places the organism in Eukaryota, Fungi, Ascomycota, Leotiomycetes, Helotiales, Erysiphaceae.
AUGUCAAACUCUAGAAACACCAACGAUUAUGAACAUCACCGGCGCCGCAGCUCCGUCACGCCGCUACCUCUCAACAGUCUUCUAAACAGAGCAAAGUGUACGCCUGGAGCUCCGUCUUCCCCAUUUCCUAUCCCAACGACGACAACAGCCACAAACGACCAACAUAGACGCAUGUCUCUCUCGACAUUGGGCUUAUCUGGGACACCGCCAUCCCAUUCGCCAUCUCAAUACUUCCUGGGUGGUCGACGAGUCAGCGUCUGUUCUUCCAACUCUGAGGCUAUCGACGAGAACGCAAUUGACGAUGAUGAUGCCAGCCGCCCAACUCUUUCUGCUACUUUCCCUCGUCGCAUGUCACUUGGGGCGCAAGCCAUUCGCAGCGCCAGAGGAGGUGGUAAUUCAGGUCUCAGUGGCGGACUCAAUGUUUCGGAGCAAUUUAAAUACCGGGCCGAAAGCGCCGUUUCGCAAGCCUAUCAAUCUCCGCUCUCAUCUUCGCCGAAUUUUGGGCAGAACACUCGAAAACCACACCACAGGGCUAAUAGCGUUUCUGAAAUGAUGCCAGCGCCCGUAAAUACUGCAUCUGCACCGGUUCCCGUGGGACCAGUUCGCCGAAGCCCGGAUGCAUUUCAAGAGCGUAUACUUAAGGGUGAUUUUUACAUGGAUUAA